AUGGAUGCCCUCAUGUCCCGUUUAGAUGUUCUGGUCACCAACCCCGACCUUGCACCUCUCCUCGCGCUAGUUAAGACUGUCCGUAAUGGCGCAGUAUACGGCGCAAAAGUGCGGUUUCCGCAUGCUUUGGUAAUGAUCUUUCUCUUUCGCUCUGGAACCUUCCGAGAAAAAGCAAAGCUUGUCCUGAAAGCCACACGGCAGCAUGCCCGGAACCUCGCGACCUUCGCUUUCAUAUACAAGAGCUCUAUGAUUGUGCUGCGAAACGUGAACCCCUCUGGAGUCGGAAAGGAGGGACGAUUUGACAGCUUCUUUGCUGGUCUGCUGGGAGGGUAUGCCGUGUUCGGCCGGAACAAGACGAGUAUUACCCAGCAGAUUGUCAUUUACAUUUUUGCCCGGGUGCUGUUGGCUCUUGCCAAGCUGUCCGUGCAACCGAACAUGCACCCCCUCUCCUCCCUCAUAAACCCCGGUACUCGAGCCGACAUAGAGAAACAUGCAUGGCCAGUCUUUGCCAGCGUGAGCUGGGCGAUGGUUAUGUACCUCUUCCGCUGGCACCCGGACUCCCUCAUGUCGAGCUUGAAGAGUAGCAUGGUUUACAUCUAUUCCGACUGCGAUCACUGGGAUUCAUUCCGCAAUCUCUUGAUCCACAACAAAUAG
Molecule: messenger RNA, 654 nt
Organism: Aspergillus pseudotamarii
Lineage: Eukaryota; Fungi; Ascomycota; Eurotiomycetes; Eurotiales; Aspergillaceae
Product: Tim17/Tim22/Tim23/Pmp24 family protein
Exons: 6
Coding region: 1-654 (217 amino acids)
Cellular component (GO): peroxisomal membrane
Source: RefSeq, a predicted model, not a curated record